AUGAAGAAAGCUGGCACUGGCACCACUAUAAUCACAAUCACAAAAUUGGUGUGACCAGCUGCAAUAGCAGCUUAUUGAGCAGAAAUGAAGUCAUUCUCGUUCGUCCCGCUGCUUCUGAUCGCACUGCUGCUGCAUCAAUCAUCCUGUCUGCUUCAAGUUGAAGCAGAAAACCUGACGGCAGGAUCGACUCUGAGGCCUCCUCACUACAUCACCAGCCCGUCCGGCGACUUCGCCUUCGGCUUCCGCGCCCUCGGCUCCGGCCGCCCGGAUGGCUGGUUUCUCCUCGCCGUUUGGUUCAACGACGCCGUACAGGAGAAGGCGGUGGUAUGGUACGCGAGGGACCCGGGCUCCGGGUCGGCGGUGACGGCCACGGCGCAGUCUGUGUUCAGCGUCACCCUCGCCGGCCAGCUGUCGCUCGCCGACACCGCCGGCAGCAACGUCUGGACGAACGCGAACCCGGGCCAGCAGUACGGCUCCGUGCUCGUGCUGCUCGACUCUGGCAACCUCCAGUUCCUCGCCGCCGGUGGCCGCGCCGUGGUGUGGGAGAGCUUCAGGGACCCGGCCGACACGCUCCUCCCUGGCCAGUCCAUGGCCACCGGAGCCGGAGCUACGCUUGUGUCCAAGCGCUCCGAUGCCGACUUCUCGGCUGGCCGCUUCAGCCUGUACGUGCAGGCCGACGGCAACGUCGUCCUGUACCUCAACCUCGCCGCCGGCAACGUCGACCCGUACAACGCGUACUGGGCGACCGGCACCAACCAGCCCGGCAACACCCAGGACGGCAACACCACUCUCUUCUUCGCCUCGCCGGGGCGCGUCUAUUACCAGGUCAAGGACGGGACGGUGCACGACCUGACAACUCCCAUGGCGAAGGCGAACUACUACCAGCGCGCGACGCUCGACCCGGACGGCGUCGUCCGCGUGUACGUCCGGCGAAGGAGCCCGACGAGCUCCACUUCCACCACCACCGCCAACGCGUCGUGGGCCGUCGCCGGCAUGUUCCCCGGCGACGGCUGUAGCAUGGGGACCCGUGGCCUGGACGGUUUCUGCGGCCCCAACUCGUACUGCGUCGUGUCCGACGACGGCCGGCUCGACUGUGCGUGCCCGAGCGGAUACUCCUUCGUCGACGCGCAGCUACGGUACCGCGGCUGCUCGCCGGCGUUCGCGCCGCCGAGGUGCGACUUCGUCGGGGACGAUGUCGCCAACCGCUCCGGCGAAUUCGUGAUCGCCAAGCUGCCCAACACCACCUGGACGGCCUCGCCGUACAAGGUAUACUCCUACACGGCGGAGGAGCAGUGCGGCGGCUUGUGCCUGAACGACUGCUUCUGCGUGGCGGCGCUGUUCGACGGAACCCGCUGCACCAAGAUGGCGUCCCUCACGGGCGCCGGACGGCAGGGGAGUAACGUCACGGGGAAGGCGCUGAUCAAGGUUCGGACGCGCAGUACCCCUCCGGCGGCGGCGGUGGCGCGGAGGAGGGCGCCACCGCUGCCGUACAUACUCCUCCUCGGUUUCUCGGCGUUUCUCCUGCUCGCCUCUACGACCAGCCUCGUGCUCCUGCACCGCCGCAUUAGAAGAAGAAGCUCCAGCGACCAUGACAUGGUGAUGAGACUCUUCACCAGGAAGGAGCUUUACGAUGCCACCAAUGGUUUCCAGAGGUUGCUAGGAAGAGGUGGCUUCGGCGAGGUCUACCAUGGCGUGGCGAAUUCGCUGCAUCUGCUGCACUCACCUGACACUGACAUCGCGGUGAAGAAGCUCAUCGUCUCCAACGAGUACACCGAGAGGGAGUUCGCGAACGAGGUGCAGUCCAUCGGGAGGAUCCACCACCGGAGCCUUGUCCGCAUGAUCGGCUACUGCAAGGAGCGGGAGCAGCGGAUGCUCGUCUUCGAGUUCAUGCCGGGGGGCUCGCUCCGGAGCUUCCUCUUCCACCAGCAGCCUCGACGACGGCCGCCGCCGCCGCCAUGGACCUGGCGCGCCGAGGCGGCGCUCGCCAUAGCUAAGGGCAUCGAGUACCUGCACGAAGGGUGCGCUUCGCCGAUCAUCCACUGCGACAUCAAGCCGGACAACAUACUGCUGGAUGACAAGAACAACCCAAAGAUAGCCGACUUCGGGAUCUCCAGGCUCCUCGGCGAUGAGCAGCUGCACACCACGGUGACCAACGUGAGGGGAACCAGAGGGUACAUCGCGCCCGAGUGGCUGCACGGCGACAGGCGCAUCGACACCAAGGUGGACGUGUACAGCUUCGGCGUCGUGCUGCUGGAGAUGAUUUGCUGCAGGAGAUGCCAGGACCCGAUCACCAGCCAGCUUCAUCAGGAUGACAAUGGCGAUUGCGAUGAUGACACCGUCACUCUGUUCGGGUGGGCAGCCGGGCUGGUCAGCCAUGGUAGGGUGGAGGUCCUCCUGCGCAGCGACGAUGAUGCGGCGGAGGAUCUGGAGAGAGUGGAGCGGUUCGCUCGUGUGGCUUUCUGGUGUAUCGUGCACAAUCCGUCGCUCCGGCCGACGAUCCAUCAAGUGGUGCAGAUGCUGGAGGGUGUGGUCGAGGUCCACGCGCCGCCUCAUCUUCCGAGCUAUACGGAUUCAUCGUCGUCCUCGUUCAUCCAUACGGAUUCACCUGCUCUCAGGCCAAGAGGCUCUUCUUGUCCAGUCGAACUCGAUUUGAUUUGAGGGCGUAAACUAAGCUAGUACUGGGAGGAAAAUGUGGUAACUCUCGAAUAUCUUCUCAGACUAUAAAUUUCGUAACAUAGGCUGUGUUAGAUCCAUAGUCUAAAGUUUUGGCGUGUCACAUCGAAUAUAUAGACACACAUUUAAAGUAUUAAAUGUAGACUAAUAACAAAAUUAAUUACAAAAUCCACUUGUAAACUGCGA
This is a messenger RNA of Oryza sativa Japonica Group (Japanese rice), 2859 nucleotides long. RefSeq names its product G-type lectin S-receptor-like serine/threonine-protein kinase LECRK4. Lineage: Eukaryota; Viridiplantae; Streptophyta; Magnoliopsida; Poales; Poaceae. Gene Ontology annotation, biological process: protein phosphorylation. The record is from RefSeq and is a predicted model, not a curated record. Gene Ontology annotation, molecular function: protein serine/threonine kinase activity; ATP binding.